Molecule: messenger RNA, 9085 nt
Organism: Paralichthys olivaceus (Japanese flounder)
Lineage: Eukaryota; Metazoa; Chordata; Actinopteri; Pleuronectiformes; Paralichthyidae
Gene: gse1b
Product: Gse1 coiled-coil protein b
Source: RefSeq, a predicted model, not a curated record
GCUACUGUACAGGAGUGCGCGCUCUCUCACCAUCUCUGAGAAAUUAGUACCGGGGGGCUGUGGCAGGAGGUUUCUUUCGGGGUGCCGAGGCGCGUCCCACGGACUGGAUUGGGGAUGGCGCUGUGUACAGUGUGAGGGAGAGCGAGCAGCCAAAGUUUGCAGAGCGCAGGCAGGAAAGUUCGCAGCAGAGGCGACCCAGGCUCCUCUGACAUAUCACCCAUGGAUUUCCAGUGCCAACAUGCGGACUACACACUUCAAAUAAGGCGGAUUUUCGGGCUGUUUUGCGGAUGUUUUCAGAGAUUUUCUGCCCGUCCCGUUCAGUUUGUUGCCGUCACUGCACGCUGCUGUUUCAAUGGACAGUUCGUCUCUCUUAUCAUCCAGUGAGUAACUUGGACUGAAGUUGAUCGCAUGGUUUCCUGACCCUGUGGAUAAGUGUGAGCAUGGCUUCAGUGACGCUGUGCCAUGUAGCCUAGUCGUGGAUGUUUAAAAACAAUGAACUCCCCCCGUGACAAGGACCUGGCACCCUUAUCUCGGAAACACCGUCUCAUGGCUGCAGCUAUGCCCGGUGAGGACAGCCCAUUGCCCGGCAACAUUUCCAGGAGUGAUCGGAAUGGAUUUGGGGGACUUGUUUAUUGUUUUAUAUGUGGAAGCGGAGUCACGCCAGGGAAGGAGCUGAGGCUGCAAGUGACUUAUCAGAAAGAGAGGCUUCCCUUUUUCCCGUUUCUGCAAAACCAGGAGGCUGCGCCGGGUGCGUGUGAAGUGAGCCCGGAUGGACAUGCGCUGGUGUGCGCCGUGUGCCACUGUUUCCUGGCGGAGCAGUGGAACUCCUUCGAGCGGAGCAGGACGCCCAUCGAGAAGCGCAUGUACUGGCUGAAGCGACCCUACCAGUGCGACUCCCGGCGGGUCCCGCAGGAGUGGAACAUCUCCUACGACCUGGAGAGGAGAAUCGGACAGAACUACGACGGGGGCGCAGAGUCGGAUUUCUCAUCCUUUUCUGAAAACGAGAACAUGUCAGACCAGGAGAUGGACGCGGUGGACAGAGCCAGUGUGGGCAAGUGCCCGAGAGCAGCUGGCAAAUCGCCGAGAGACAGUGGCAGGAAAAACAAUGUCAUCAGUGUUAAAAACAGCCCGGAUUCACAGCGGGCGAUCCGCUACCCGGUGGGUGUUUACGGGGCACAGAGGUCGCCAAAAGCGGAAAGUGUUGUCCCGGCGAGGCGCGGGGCUAAAAUGAUGAAUAAUGUCUGUCAAGCAUCAGAGUCUGUGGCAAAGGCUCAGGAGAGAUUCCCUCUGCGGUGCUACGACGGUCCUCUGUCCGACACACCUGUGCAAGACAACGGGGUCAUUAUGCGCAACAGGCGGUGGCAGGAAGAGCCGCGUCAGAUCCAGCGUGGUGCCGACAGCAGCUGCGCUCCGUCCAGACAUCCGUCGCUGCUGUACCGAGGAACCGGCGAGCAUCACACCAAUGCUACUGUCACCACGAAAGCUGCCCCCGGGGAGAACAACUCUGACAACUCCGAUGAAGACGAGAUUAACAUAACGAGCGACGAUGACAGGGACGUAUAUGGGUGCAGAGCAGGCCCCUCAAUUCAGCUGAGACCUGCCAGAGACCUUUCAGCGAGGAAGAGCGCCCAGGAGCGCACACCUAAGGAGUCCAGGCCAGAGGAGUGUGUGUGUUAUGUCUGUGGCACUGGGCUCAAACACGAUGACUGCUUUAAAGUCAGUGUUCAGAAACAGGAGAGAGCACAGGGCGAGCCCUUCUUUCCCUUCCUGUGGCUGCACUCCCCUCCACGUGGUGCGGUGCCUAUCAGUUUGGCAGGUACCACCCUGGUGUGUGGAAGCUGCCACACCUCCCUCAUGCAGCAGUGGCAGAGCUUCCAGCUUGCAGAUGUGCCUGUGCUCCAGCGCCUCUAUGUAGUCCCCCUCAACCAGACCACAAGCACUCUCCGUCCCGCCCAGCUUACUCCCCAGGAGGGAAGGCCCUCAGAGCCCAUGCAGUGCAUACCUAAACCCAAGGCCUCCCAUGAGGCCUGUUACCUCUGUGGUCAGGAGUGUGGGGGGGACAUGAGAGUGGCAUAUGCACAGGCUGGUGUGGGGAAGUCCCGCGGUGUGAUGUAUUUUCCCUUCAUCAAUAUGUUGCCUUGCCCACCUAACGCCCAGGGGCUGAGUCAGGGCCGGGUGCACUGCUGCUCACAGUGCCAUUUAAUCCUGGAGGAGAUCUGGGGUGCAUAUCGACUCAGCCUCAGUGAAGAGCUAAUCACUUCUGUCAGCUCCUUCCUGGUCAGGUACCACACUGCCAUGGCCAUUGAGGGGUCGGAACCCGCCCAUUCCCAGAGAGGUGUGUCUUCUCGCCCCGGCAGCUCCAUGUCGGUGUGUUACCUGUGUGGAGCUGAGUUGUUUGCAGGUGGAGAGUACCAGCUUCAUGUCAACCCACCUGGGCGUUGUGGGGAGAGGGAGCCUUUCUUCCCCUUUCUCACUGUCCACCCUCCUGCUCCUCGCGCCAAACCAGCUGACGCCACAGGCCUUGUGUCGGCUUGUAACCUCUGCUAUCAUGACCUGCGUGCCCAGUGGGCCCUGCAUGAGAACAAAGGCCAGGGACCCUCUACCCCUUCUACCUCUAGCUUACCCAGUGGCAACCCCCAGCUGCCCAGCUCCCCAUGGGCCCGACAGUACAACUGCGAGGCAUUUGUUUGUUUCUUCUGCAGGCAGGAGCAGCGCAGGCAAGGUAGGCUGUGCGCCGUUACUAUGGCCAGGCUACCUGUGUUCCUGUAUGCCCCUCGCAGCACGCGCACACUCCUGGUGGAUGAUGGAAAGAGGCUGGUGAUUGGCGCAUGUGUGGAAUGUAAGGCCAUGGUGCAGGCGGGACAGAGGAUGCAGCAGGACAGGGACAGACAUGGACAUGGAUCAUCAGACGAGGAGAGGAGGGAACCGGAAUCGGCCUCGCCACGAUCUAGACACAAGGCUAGUGCUGUGACUGAGGGUACAGCUGGAACCAGUAAGGAGGUGGACUCAGGUUCAGGCCCCUCGCAGCCUGCAGGCGACCACACUCCCUCUCGCCCUGUGACCUCGGAGCAGGAGAAACCUGACCACGCCGACCACCCACUUCCCACUGCGUCCUCCAUCAGCAGUGAGUCCUCUCCAGUGUCCUCCCCGGCCACCAACCACAGCUCUCCAGUCAGCACUCCCAAGAGGGGCCCCCUCGGUCCAGGGCCUGUCCUGGUCCCCCCGGCGGGCCACAGCGUGCCAAACACUCCACCUGUAGUCACCAUUGCUCCAACAAAGACAAGCAACGGCCUCUGGAGGAACGAGGGACGCCAGAUUGACUCAGGGCCUCGUGGGGCCAGCAGGGAACGUUUGGGUGUCGAGGGAAACCUACCCCAGGAAAAGGGUGGCCCCUCUAUCCCUGCCCACCUCCUGGGAAACCCCUAUGCCUUUGGUCUCACCCCCGGUGCUGUCAUGCAGGAUUCACGUUUCCAGCCCCUCAAUCUGCCCAGACAGUUGCCUAAUGCAGUGCCCCCUGGUCCUAUACCAGAAGAGUAUCUCCGUGGCUUCCGGCCCUACGCCACGACCGAGGAUGCCCUCCGCAUGCCCUCGUUGCCCCUUGGCCUGGACCCCGCCACUGCAGCCGCUGCAGCUGCCUACUACCACCCCAGUUACCUGCCCCACCCCUCCUUCACACCAUACAGGAUGGAUGACCCUUUCUGCCUUUCUGCUUUGAGGUCACCUUUCUAUCAGCUGCCAGCAGGGGGAGCUUUGCCCCCCAUGCAUCCCUCUGCUGUUCACAUGCACCUGCAAGGGGUCCGCUACCCUGGAGAUUUCACACACCCUUCACUGUCAGCACUGCAGUCUGAGAGGCUUCAGCUGGAGGAUGAGCUGCGGCAAAGAGAGAGGGAGCGCGAACGAGAGCGCGAAAAGGAAAGGGAGCGUGAGGUGGAGAGAGAAAAGGAGCGGGAGAGAGAACGAGAGAGGGAGCGGGAGAAGGAGCUGGAGAGGGAGAGGGAAAGGGAGCGGGAGCGAGAACGGGAGCGUGAGAGGGAACGGGAGAAGGAGAGAGAAAGGGAGAAGGAGCUGGAGAGGCAGAAGGAGAGAGUGCUUAGGGAGAAGGAGCUGCAGGCAUCGAAGGCCAUGGAGAGCCACUAUCUGGCAGAGCUCCACGCCAUCAGAGGGCAGGAGGACCGAACCAAGCCUGAGAGACUCACCCCUAAUCGGGCUGAUAAAACCAAAGAGCCCGCCCUCCCAGCUCCCAAACCUGUCCCACCAGGACUACACUCUCCAAUGGUUCAAUCGCAUCAUCCCGUCCCCGGUUUAAUCUCAGGCCACGGUCUCUUCAUGGGACCCAGCGCUGUCGGGUCGGGGCUCUCGGCCUCACUGCUCGCUCAGAGAAACAACGAGGAGGAGAGGUGGUUGGCACGGCAACGUAAGCUGCGGCAGGAGAAGGAGGAUCGUCAGUACCAGGUGUCCGAGUUUCGUCAGCAGGUUCUGGAGCAGCACUUGGACUUGGGCCGUCCGGCUGACGCAGCAGAUCACAGGACAGACGCACACAGAUCCAUAACAAAUCACCAUGAGCCAGGAAGCCGGGACCUCCACGCUCACUUAGGCGCCCCUCCUCCCCUCAUCUCCCCCAAACCUCCACAGCCACCACGCGAACACCACCCUCCACCUCCCACCACCCUGUGGAACCCGGCAGCUCUCAUAGAAACGAUCUCAGACUCCAGACGUAACCACGAGCCCUCAGGGAUGGGACACUAUGAGCUCAGUCGGCUGCCCCCGGGGCCAUCCAAAUUUGAGGACGGAGCCCGUAGGAGAGAAGGGGGAGCAAUGGAGAAAUACCCCCCACUGAGAGGUCCUCCAGGCCUGACGGAGCCCAGCACGUUCCUUGCUGAUCUGGAGAAAUCCACGCAGUCCUUCUUCAGCCAGCAGAGAUCAUCGCUGUCGCUGUCCAGCCAGUACGAGCUGGAGGGAGCUGUGAAAGGCAACGCUGGACAAAAGAGCUUCCAGGGACACCCAGGGCACAGUAGACACGGACAAGGGCUAGGACUAAUCUCUGGGUCAGGGAUGGGACAGGUAGCUACACUGGGAAUGGGCCCGGACACAAUGCUGAUCUUCGAUGAGUACCUUCAGCAGCACCGAAGGCCAAUCAGCAAGCUGGACCUGGAGGAGAAGAGGAGAAGGGAGGCGAGGGAGAAAGGUUAUUACUAUGAGCUGGAGGACUCGUAUGAUGAGAGUGAUGAGGAGGAGGUGAGAGCCCAUCUCAGGAGAGUGGCAGAGCAGCCGCCACUCAAACUGGAUGACACCACCGAGAAAUUGGACUUUCUGGGAGUGUUUGGCCUGACCACAGCGGGAAGGCGGGACGAGCUGGUGCAGCAGAAGAGACGGAAGAGGAGGAGGAUGCUCAGGGAGCGCAGCCCCUCUCCACCCGCCUCGCAAUCAAAACGCACUCCUCCCCCCCCUCAACUCAGCACGCGUUUCACCCCGGAGGAGAUGGACCGAGCACCGGAGCUGGAGGAUAAGAAGCGGUUCCUCACCAUGUUCAAACUGUCCCAUGUCACUGUGCAGCAGAGAAGAGAUAAUGAAAAAGUGGUGGAGCUGCUUCAGGCCAUAAAAGAAAAGAGUGUAACUCUGGAUACCAUCAGACAUGCCGCUCAUCCGCUGUGUAAGAGCCCGUCAGCUCAGAUCACAGAUUCUGCCUUUGCUCAGCCUUCCUCUGAAUCAGAGGACCACAACAACGUCAGACCACAGAGCCCCUCCUCGCAUUGCCCAGCGUCCCCCAGUGGACACCCGAAACCCCUAGGGGACACAUUAAGACCAAAGGAACCUCCUUCUCCAGCUGUCUACCCAGACAAGGCCCGGGGGCCCAGCGAAGCACCGAUCUCUAAGAGGAGCUCCAGUCUGCUCAACAGCUUGCGACCUGCACUCCCCCAUCAGGCGAAAGAGGGCCAUCACAGCAUCAACGGACGCACCAAACCCUGGGACAGCUUCACGCCAGAAGAAUUUGCUCAGCAAUUCCAUGAAUCUGUGCUUCAGUCCACUCAGAAGUCUCUGCAGAAACACAAAGGUGGAGCCACAGGGAUGUCGGAGUCAUCCCACCCCCAGGAGUCAUCAGUUCACUACAACAUUCCAGAGCUGCAGAGCACCCCUGGCCCCCGACCGCCGCCGCCACACUCACAGUCUCACUCCAAUGCACAUCCAUUUCCGCAUCCGCUCUCGCACACUCACCCUCACCUUCAACCCAACGGGCAGCACUUCUCAGUGCCGCUGCAGCGGGAAGUGUCAGGAGCGAGAGAAGACAUGUCUGGUCCCGAGGACUCUGAGGAAGAGGAGGAUGAGGAGGAAGAGGAGGGUCCUGCCUCCAAGUGGCGGGGGAUUGAAUCUAUAUUUGAAGCUUAUCAGGAAUAUGUAGAAGAGCAAAGUCUGGAGCGGCAAGUGUUGCAGAGUCAGUGUCGAAGACUAGAAGCUCAGAACUACAACCUCAGUCUGACUGCUGAGCAGCUGUCUCAUAGCAUGGGGGAGCUGAUGUCCCAGAGACAGAAGCUGGCAAUGGAGCGGGAGAAGUUACAAACAGAGCUGGAGCACUUCAGGAAGUGUUUAACGCUGCCACAGACACACUGGCCGAGAGGCGGCCAUUACAAGGGCUACCCUCCCAGGUGACCCCGACACGCCGACCUGAUGGCUCCUGGGCCGCGGCCACCUCCCUUUCAGACUUGACACCCAGAGUUUAUUUUUCAUAGCCUGGUCUGCUUGGCUCCACACAGGAGAGCGUGGCAGGCUUGAUAAGAUGAAUGAAUGAACGGAGUGAAUGGAUUGAUGAAUGCACAGGAGUUGGGAACGUUCAGUGAAGGGCAGGCAGUCUUUGGAUUGUGGCCAGCCGGGGCCUGCGCCACAAGCCACCAAACGUGUGCCAAUGUAGCCAACCCCCAAGAUCAGCGUGAGUUCCGGGGCAGGAGUACCUGAAGCUCAACACAAACACACACAUGCACCUGCUUCUCACACACUCUUUGGUCCCUGCUGCUCUAUUGUUCAGUCCCUGCGUCCCUCACUGCCACAUCUACACAGACAAUCCUGCCAAUGAGGGAGCAGCUGCCCCAGGAGGGGUGUCGUCAACAGACUCCAAAAAUCUCCAACGAAGGCUCCUGGCCAGUCGGGACUGAUUUUCAUCACAGCGGCCACAUGAGCUUUUGAACUGGAAAUGCACUUAACGCUGAAGAACUUCCUGGUGGUACUGUGUUACAACAAAGAACUGCUCAAAAUUAGGGAAGAACUUAGAAAAAUGCACAUUUUUUGGGAAAGAAUUAAGGAAAUGUUUUAUUUCGAAAUAGAAAAUUUGAGAAUUAAGAAUUUUAAAAGGUGCUUCAGCCUUGUAUUGUAUAUAAUAUGAAGACUUAAAAAGAAUUUUGUAUGUUUUUAUUACUUUAAUCAUUUUUCUUUUAAAAGAAAGCCUGCCAUUUUUAUAUGUUUAUGCUUUUUUGGGUUGGAAAAGAAAAGCCUUGCUUUUAGUGUUUGUACUGCUGCUGGCCAGAACAGCUCAUUCUGAGACAUUUAGCAGAGUGAGAGCAAACAGGAUACACGCUUCUCUUCUCGUUACUCACUCCAGGCUCCGUGGAGCCGAGACCCAGCCACAGCCGCCUCAGCCAGACCCCUGAGCUAAGAGAAGCUCAGUCAGAGGUCCUGAGACAUGGCUCCUGCCCCGUUACACCCCCCACGCCUUCUUCACAGCAACAUGUCUCUGUUUUAAUCCCCGUUUCAACAGCUCCUCCUGUCGGCUUCACUGCCGCUGACAUGACCAGUUAUCUCCACGUUCACAACUUGAGAUCCAGCGACACAUUACGUUUUCACUCGCUUGUUUGGUUUCUAAAGACAUGAAGAGUCUCUUUAAGCAGCCGCCUGAUGAAAACUUGUUCUUGAUGCUUUCUCUUGACGUCGGACCUUCACCUUCAUUUCAACAUAAUGUAGCAUUGGACUGAAACAGCAUCCGACUUUUAAGAUCAAGCCCUUAACGUCAUGAGAGGAUAUAGUGCCAAAAUAAAAAAGCAAAUGGUAGCAUCUCGGAUUCUUGAUUUAAAGUUGAAAUUAGGUAGCCAAACAUUCAAACCAGAACGGCCAUCUUCCACUUCUCAAUAACAUACUCCUCCAUCCCAGCACAUCCCCCAUUUUUAGGGCCCUUGCUACCCAAAGUUGCCAACAAGUUACAAAUAAACUGGAAAUCACAAAGUCAAUUCAAACUGUUUUUCCUCUCAUAAAAUCAGAAAGGUUUCAUUUACCUGCUCUCAUACCUGUUUACAACCUGUCUGCCCUCCUCCUCCUAAUUCUGCUCGUGUCACACUGACACUCUGUCCGAUAUCUAAUGUCGCCUCAGCCUCAUAGUCAUAUGUGCGAUAGUAAACCCAAGAGCUCAUCUACUCCGGGUAUGGAUAAUUGAUUUUUGGUGGUGGGAUAAGAGAUUUCAUCUUUUCUAAGUAAAAAAGAAAAUGUGCAUAAAGUUAACUUAUAAAAGCACAAUUUCCCCCAUUCUUAAAAUGCAGGAUUUACAAGUGCCUCAAGAAUUUGGGAGCAUGUGAAUGAGUUAAAGUCCACAUGGACAUUUUACACGUAAAAUUAAAAAUAAGGGACAUUUUAUAUUGUCUCUGACUCUUUCCAAGUCAACGGGUACAGAAUCCCUUUAUCCGAAAGCAUCUCCAAGAAUCAAUUUUAUCAUAACAUCUUUUUUAUGAAGGAGGCCUCAGAGGAUCGGAGGGAUACAGUAUAAUCUGUCAUUUUUACAGAGCAGGAAAGAGCAAAGAGCGCAGCCCACCAGUUAAUGAAGGAGCACGCACACUGAGGGAAGCAGCCAAUCAGCUGGGGAGGACGGUGCCGUACAGCGAGCCCCACUUACCCAGCAUCCCCUGUGUCUCCAACCCACGCACGCCCCUGCAAUAGCCCCCUUACUCAGUGGAGGAUGUCUAGAUGCUGUGAAAUCCUGUUUUUAAAAUGUACUUGUUUGAAUUCAUUGUAAUGUAAUAUAUUCUUUGUUGAAUGUAGUAAUUAGGUAUUUAUGAAUAUAUGGCUGUGAUUUCAGACAAAAAAGAAAAUAAAAUAUUUCAAAAAUGUUAAA